Molecule: messenger RNA, 1847 nt
Organism: Etheostoma cragini (Arkansas darter)
Lineage: Eukaryota; Metazoa; Chordata; Actinopteri; Perciformes; Percidae
Product: intermediate filament family orphan 1-like
Exons: 2
Coding region: 621-1754 (377 amino acids)
Source: RefSeq, a predicted model, not a curated record
GCUUUAUCACAGGUGCACCUCUACUCUGGUUAUUACGGUAGCUCAGACACACUGCCCGGUGCUCCUUUGUUACAGUCAGUACGGUAUCUGAACGCCGCAGUCAGUCACUUUUGUUUAUCCCUGAGCUGUGCUGCACCGCUGCUAGACUCUCUGUCCGGACUCAUUACAGCUCAUUAUCCAGUGCCAAAGUUAGUGUUACGUCCUCUGGCUGCCAGGUACGGUGCUUAUAUUUUCAUUACAGCUGCAGAAUGUUUUUAGAGCUUUAUUCUAAGGCUUAGAAUAAACGUGGUAUGUUAGUGCGCAUCGGCCCUGUAAUCUAUCGACUAGAAUUUAGUCCUGCGUAAAAGUGAACUCGGAAAUCUAAUUUUGCUGCAGGGACCAGUGAUUCUGUGAGUUGAGAGGCACCUCGUGUUACUUUAUAUUAUCUUCAUGUAUUAUUAUUUACUCCCCAUCGCGUAUCACCGUUGAUUUACUGUAAUAUUAUAUUUGGAGUUUGUUAUUUUAAAGGUUACCAUCGGGUGAAACCAAAAACUAGGCAUCUGGACCUGGUUCAGGUUCGGGAUUUAUAAUCAGAUUAUAGACGGAACACUUGCUGAGUUGAAUAUAGGCUAGAAGGGUUCAUGCCGGAUUUCGAGCACUUCAGAUUUUCCUACUCGAGUAUGAAUCCGGUCCUGGGGGAGAGUGGCUUCCUGGCCCCGCAGCAGCCCCACCACCAGAUGACGGGCCUGAACGACUUCGCGAUCCCGGAGCCUGGCUACUUCCUGGGGGAGCACGGCGGGUUCGGACCUGAUGGGUGGUCCGGGCUGGACCUGGGCGCACUUCCGCCGUCUGGCCUCGCCUACCUGCACCUGAGCUCCCCCCUGCACCGCGUGCCCCCUGCGGCCACGGCGCUGCGCAACGACCUGGGAUCCAACAUCAGCGUCCUGAAGACUCUGAACCUGCGGUUCCGCUGCUUUUUGGCCAAAGUGCACGAGCUGGAGCGCCGGAACAAGGUCCUGGAGAAGCAGCUGCAGCAGGCUCUUGAGGAGAACUGCGGAGGGGACGGACACCAGAAGCCUCUGACCAAAGAGAUGGGGGUCCAGACUGGAUUCAUUGGGCCCAUUCCAUCCAGACCGGGCCUCAUCCCGCUGCACAACGCCAACAACUCGGCCUACCUGCCCGGGGGCCUCCUCUCUCCCACCCUGAACCCCCCUCCUUUUGACAAUAAAUACCUGCCGGGGCACAAGCUCAACCCGGAUUCAAACUCCAACCUCAACCCGCCCCGGUUCUCCGUCAGCCCGGCCCUGAGUCCCACCGACCCGUACAGAACCAUCACCAACAUCAACGAGAAAAACGCCUCUCACACCGGGACCAACACCAACAACACCCCCCCUCCACCCCCGCGCUUCCUGCCCGGUGCGAACUGGUCCUUCAACCACCCGCGCCGGUUUGGCCCCGGGAGGGAGUCAUGCGCCGGGGUCUCCUGGACGCAGCCGGACGGUGUCGGGGUCCAGAUCGACACCAUCACCCCUGAGAUCAGGGCCCUGUACAACGUGCUGGCCAAGGUGAAGAGAGAAAGAGACGAGUACAAGAGAAGGUGCAGAGUGGAAAGGCUAAAGCUACGUUAUUCGUUCUUCCUCUACAGGAAGUCACCACCGCCCAUCACACUGGCGGUGGACGACUCCGACAGCGAGGAGAAGAAGAAGUCAGCUCUCCCUGCUGAGACCAGCGGCGCCAACGCCUCCAUCCCCCCUCUGACCUGGAGGAAGCCCUAAUACACACACUGCAACACACACACUCCUACACACACUGAUGGCACAACAUGUCACACCAAGGCUCUUCUUGCUGAUUUAGAGCCUGAAAUUGAG